Molecule: messenger RNA, 1549 nt
Organism: Caenorhabditis elegans
Lineage: Eukaryota; Metazoa; Nematoda; Chromadorea; Rhabditida; Rhabditidae
Gene: W01B6.3
Product: MFS domain-containing protein
Exons: 7
Coding region: 27-1481 (484 amino acids)
Biological process (GO): transmembrane transport
Cellular component (GO): vacuole; membrane
Molecular function (GO): transmembrane transporter activity
Source: RefSeq, marked reviewed
UCUGUGAGGCUGUGUGGCGGUGGUAAAUGUCAGUUCCAGUGAAGAAAAUUUCAGUGAAAGAGAAAGAACUGCUGGAUCGAAAAACGCCAUGGAAGUCUGUUUAUGUCGUCUCUUUUCUGCUUCUACUAACAGGACUACAAAUGAGUAUUUACUUUACAUCUACAUGGCAAUAUCUUUCAGAAAACGAUGAAACUGCCACGGUUGACUUCUUCGGAGCCAUUCUUGCACUUCAAGCUCUAGCAUCAGCACUUACCAAUCCAUUAUUCGGUUAUUGGAAUCAAGUUUCUUCUUCAACAAGAAAACCAAUAUUCUGUGCUUGUGGAAUAUCUGCAAUUGGAAAUGUUUUGUACGCAUUUGCAUAUUUGGCGCCUCCAUUUGUUAAAUGGGUAAUGCUGUUUGCAAGAUUCAUGACUGGUUUCAGUCCUGGUGCUCUCGGAGUUCUCAGAAGUUUUAUCGGUACAGCAAGUACACAAGAAGAUCGGAUGAAAGCAGUUUCAAUUACGAAUGCAGGAUUCACAGCUGGGUUUUUCUUAGGACCUACCAUACAGAUUUGCUUCAUACCACUUGGCAAGGAUGGAUUCAUUUUUGGAUCAUUUGUGUUAAAUAUGUAUACAUCUGCAGCUGUCUUCAUGUCAAUUGCUAGCAUAUUCUCAAUUCUCUUAACCUAUUUUUAUCUGGAAGAAAACUACGUUGGAAUUAUAAGUAAAGAAGAUAAAACAUCAGAUCCAUAUUUUGUACUUCCGAAAUUUGAUCGUCUACCAGUACUUCUCUUAUUCUACAUGUGGUGGUUGAUGUGUGGAGUUGUAUGUGUUGAAAGUAUGGCUGCACCUGUUACAAUUGCAAUGUUUAAUUGGAGUCGUGAAGAUGCUGUUCUCUACAAUGGAAUUAUUCAAACCAUCUCAUGCAUUUUUACAUUUAUUGUCAACUUUAGUCUGGCGUCUACACGGCUUAAAACGAUUGACAACAGGUUGCUCUUACUUUGCGGUUUGAUAUUCUUCGAGGUAUUCUUCAUCUUUCACAUGCCAUUACCAUUCUACCCUGGCCCAUUGGAUCGUCCAGAUACAAUGAACUCAACCACAACAUUAAUUGGAAGAUGCGACUUUGACUGGUGUGAUGAUACUCCAAGAGUUCCACUUCCGUUAUAUUUAUUUAUUUCCUCCAUCGUCAUUGGACUCGGAUUUCCGUUAAUUUCAUCUACAUCAAGCUCACUUUUAAGUCAAAUCAUUGGCCCGAGAAAACAGGGUACUGUUCAAGGAUUUUUCGCGUUUACUGGCUCAUUUUCACAAUUUGUUGUAUCUUUGUUUUCGACGCGCCUAUUCGAGUUAAGUGGCUAUAAAUGGAUAAUGAUGUAUCAUUGGUGUAUAGUCACAGUUGCUGUAUUUUCUGUAAUUCUUCUUUGGCGCCGUCUUGUACCAUUAAAAAUAACACCAACGAAUGGAGAAGCAACUCGUUACAAACUGGGAACAUUCUACAGAAUGUAGAAAUAUUUUCAAACCAAUAAUUGUAUUUAAGUUGUUUAUUUGUUGAAAUAAAUACAUUAUUGAUUAGU